AUGUUGGCAGCCUUGCAUGUUCUCAGAUAUUUGCUCAAUGAUCCAGUUCAAGCGGUACUACUCUCCAGCUCAUCUGAUAUGUCUCUCGCAUCAUAUUCUGACUCUGAUUGGGCUGCAUGUGCCAUUUCUUGCAAAUCUGUCACUGCUGAAGCUGAAUACAGAGCACUUCGCAAGUUUCAGCUGAGAUUUCUUGGUUGCUCAGACUUCUGCUUGAUCUUGACUGGUCUGAUUUCUUUACAUUUUAUCUUCAGCUCCAAUCAGUUAGCAGACAUAAUGACCAAAGCUCUUCCUGGUCCUGUUCAUCAUGGUUUACUUUGCAAGCUUGGGUUUUCUUCUGUUGUUUUCCGCCAUAGCCAUCGAGCUUCAAACUUAACAAUUUUAGAUCUCCGCGAAUCUUGGUUUUUCCUUCUUUAUACCAAUUAUCCUGGUUGUCGUAUUGCUUUAAUCUUGAACCUUUCUUUCUUGAUUCCGUUGACAGAUCAUUUGCCUUGA
Molecule: messenger RNA, 492 nt
Organism: Nicotiana attenuata
Lineage: Eukaryota; Viridiplantae; Streptophyta; Magnoliopsida; Solanales; Solanaceae
Exons: 4
Coding region: 1-492 (163 amino acids)
Source: RefSeq, a predicted model, not a curated record